AAAACAAAGGCACUUGGUUAUGACGCUACUUCCGCCAGCAUUUCAUUCGCUCUUGAAAGUUAACGUGGUUUGAUUGAAACUGAGGACAGCUAUGCAGCCCCUUGGUCAUCCACGUUGAAAACAUAGCACAGCUUCAGGUUCCCGUGUUUAUUCCCCUGCUUCCAUCCCCUCCUUACCUGUUGAGUGAUGUCCGAGCUGAUGGUGGCUCUGGUUCAGGCCUCGGAGAAGGCCGCCAACAUCGCCCGGUCUUGUCGCCAGGAGGAGACCCUCUUCAGCUUGCUUAUAGAGGAGAAGAAGAACGACAACAGAAAGGUUUCAGCCGACUUCAAAACUCUCGCAGACGUCCUUGUCCAAGAAGUCAUCAAACAUGACAUAGGAAAAAGGUUCCCAGGUCUUGAAAACAACAUAUUUGGUGAAGAAACAAAUGAAUUCAUGAAUGGAUUAGGAGAGCGGAUUCAGGUAGUGGUGUGCGAGCGGGAGGAGGACACUGCCAGGCUCCUCAGCAAGGUCCUGGAUGGAAACAUGCAGGCCGCUGAGGCGCUAGCGUCUGCAGCACACCAGGACAUCAUCAUCCCAAACCUGCACACCGGGUCCAUCCACAUCCCCAUCCACGACCUGGGCGUGUGGGUAGAUCCUAUAGACUCCACGUUCCAGUACAUCAAAGGAAUGAGCAACUGUGUGCCCGAGGACAGCAUCUACAGCCGAGGCCUGCAGUGUGUGACCGUGCUCAUCGGGGUUUAUGACCUGCAGACAGGAGAGCCAGUGAUGGGGGUCAUCAACCAGCCAUUUGCAGUGAUGGAUGACAGUAAAAGGUGGCGCGGCCGGUUCUUCUGGGGAAUCUCUGCUGGACCUCUCAGUGUGAACUCCCUUUCGUCCACAACAGAGCCUCUCUCCAGAGGGGACUCCCAAAACCCGGUAGACCCCAACCCGGAGGUGCGGGCGGCCAAGCUCUCGGCCGUGCUGAGCACACGCGAGGUGAAGCGUGUUCGGGCCCUGUUCCAGGACUGCUGUGAGAGGGGUGUGUAUUACGCGUCGGGCGCCGGCUACAAGGCCCUGUGUGUGAUCCUGGGCCUGGUGGACGUCUACGUCUUCACGGAGGACUCCACCUACAAGUGGGACAGCUGCGGCCCCCACGCCAUCCUCCGCUCGCUGGGCGGGGACAUGGCCGACCUGAAGGAGUGCCUGAAACGCAAGCAGGCGGGGAGGCCAAACGAGAGGCCUGAGCUGCUCUACAAUACGCCCGUCGCCGAGGCCUCGGGGACGGAGAAGUGGGCCAACAGAGGUGGCCUGAUUGCCUACAGGUCAAAGGCCGACCUGGAAGCAGUCCUACAGCUUCUCACAACGAUUGAGUUAUAGUGUUACUUUUAAUAGGAGAUGAAGGGUAUCAGUGCAAUAUGGAGGUUUUUUAUUUAACCAUGGCGUUAAUUUAUGAUUCAGUGUUAGCAAAAAGUGUUCCAUAUGCUGUUUUAUCUUUUUGUGUCUUUUUAUAAUUAUGCUUGAGGUGUCAUGCAUUUAUUUGUAUGUUUUACUGAAUGUAUUGCAACUGGAUAUGCACUCUCAGCACAACUUUAUUUAAGAUGUGGUAUUUAAGAUUAGUGUAAUGUUAUUACACAACAGCUGUAUUCAAGAUUCCACACUGGCAAUACUCUCUCCUAUGUGAAAUACUGUACUUGACUGUAUUUUUUUUGUAUUAAGCUACUUGCGAGAGAACUGUUGUAUUUGCGGUCCUCACUGCAAAUAAUGUUUACAUGAUGCACAAUCCAGAUUAAACGGGAUUGCAAAAUUUAAAA
Clupea harengus (Atlantic herring) is the source of this 1790-nucleotide messenger RNA. Its product is annotated as inositol polyphosphate 1-phosphatase. The record is from RefSeq and is a predicted model, not a curated record. Lineage: Eukaryota; Metazoa; Chordata; Actinopteri; Clupeiformes; Clupeidae. Gene Ontology annotation, biological process: phosphatidylinositol phosphate biosynthetic process. Gene Ontology annotation, molecular function: inositol-1,4-bisphosphate 1-phosphatase activity.